Miniopterus natalensis is the source of this 770-nucleotide messenger RNA. It is a transcript of the gene RAB7B, whose product is annotated as RAB7B, member RAS oncogene family. The record is from RefSeq and is a predicted model, not a curated record. Gene Ontology annotation, molecular function: GTP binding; GTPase activity. Lineage: Eukaryota; Metazoa; Chordata; Mammalia; Chiroptera; Miniopteridae. Gene Ontology annotation, cellular component: lysosome; late endosome; phagocytic vesicle. Gene Ontology annotation, biological process: phagosome-lysosome fusion; endosome to lysosome transport.
AGCUGAGACUUGAUCUAAGAGGAGACCCCCCAGACUCAUAGGGAACUCCCGCCUGCCCUCGGAGGCCGGAUGCUAAGCAGCCACAGCUGCUCUGAAGCCCCUCCAUGAAUCCCAGGAAGAAGGUGGAUUUGAAGCUCAUCAUCAUUGGGGCCCUGGGUGUAGGAAAGACCUCCCUCCUCCACCAAUAUGUGCACAAGACCUUUUACGAGGAUUACCAGACCACACUGGGGGCCAGUAUCCUCUCCAAGAUUAUCAUACUGGAUGACACAACUUUGAAGCUGCAGAUCUGGGACACAGGUGGCCAGGAGCGGUUCCGCUCCAUGGUGUCCACAUUCUACAAAGGCUCCGAUGGCUGCAUCUUGGCUUUCGAUGUCACUGACCUGGAGUCCUUUGAAGCCCUGGAUACCUGGCGGAGUGAUGUUCUGGCCAAAAUCAUUCCAGUGGAGCAGUCCUACCCCAUGGUCGUGCUGGGGAACAAGAUCGAUCUGGCAGACCGGCAGGUGCCACAGGAGGUAGCCCAAGGCUGGUGUAAAGAGAAGAACAUUCCCUACUUUGAAGUCAGUGCCAAGAAUGACAUCAACGUGGUACAAGCCUUCGAGAUGCUGGCCAGCCAAGCUCUGUUCAGGUAUCAAAACAUCUUAGAGAAUUACCUCACAGACUCCAUCAAGCUCUCACCAGACGACCAGUCCAGGAGUAGAUGCUGCUGACCUCCCAGACUCCCUCUCUGGACACCAGAGACCCAGAGUGCCCUGGGCCUGGUCAUCUCAGGC